CUCAAAACCCCUCUUUUUCCCUCGCUCUUCCGACUUCCGUCGUCGAGAAAUCCAGAGGCCGCUCCAUCCUCCGCCUCCUCCGGCCGUCGCCGAUCGGACGCCGUCUUUUCGCCAGAAAUGACGAAGUUUAGGAAGCUUGGUAGGCCUGCUGCUCACAGAAUGUCCAUGCUGAGGACAAUGGUAUCGCAGUUGGUGAAACAUGAGCGCAUCGAAACCACUGUGGCUAAGGCCAAAGAGGUCCGGCGGUUAGCAGAUAAUAUGGUACAGUUUGGUAAAGAGGGUACCCUUCAUGCUGCUAGGCAAGCAGCUGCUUUUGUGCGAGGAGAUGAUGUCCUUCACAAACUAUUCACCGAACUGGCCUAUAGAUACAAAGAUCGAGCUGGUGGAUAUACGAGACUUCUUCGAACUCGCAUUCGAGUUGGUGAUGCUGCACCCAUGGCUUAUAUUGAGUUUAUUGACAGAGAAAAUGAACUUAGACAGUCGAAGCCUCCAGUCCCUCAGCCUCCACAAAGACCUCCUAUGGAUCCCUGGACAAGAUCGAAGCUUUGCAAACAGUUUGCACCUCCUAAAGAGGAAAAAUUCUCUGAGCCUGAUGCAUAAACUCGGAAGAGGCCACUUGAUAGUCCUUUAUUUAUCAAGUAAAGGGAUUCCUUUACCCCUCAUAAUCUGUCAUUGGCCAUAUAGAUCAAGAGGAACCUUUGUGCUGUUUAUUUUUGUGCUAUGUAUUUGAGUAGUGGCUUUGGAGGUGAUAAUGAUAAGCAUCUUCAUUCUCCAGAGCAUCAAGCAAACAUAGGCUUGUACCACCGUCAAUUCGAUCAUUCGAUGGUUCUAGGAUGCCUUUGGUGUUUUGAUUUAUAUCAUUUGCAUUUUUGGGUGCUGA
Messenger RNA from Eucalyptus grandis, 880 nucleotides. Its product is annotated as 50S ribosomal protein L17. Gene Ontology annotation, cellular component: ribosome; large ribosomal subunit. The transcript has 7 exons. Bases 118 to 600 code for a protein of 160 amino acids. Gene Ontology annotation, molecular function: structural constituent of ribosome. The record is from RefSeq and is a predicted model, not a curated record. Lineage: Eukaryota; Viridiplantae; Streptophyta; Magnoliopsida; Myrtales; Myrtaceae. Gene Ontology annotation, biological process: translation.